Melitaea cinxia (Glanville fritillary) is the source of this 3990-nucleotide messenger RNA. It is a transcript of the gene GCS2alpha, whose product is annotated as neutral alpha-glucosidase AB. Gene Ontology annotation, molecular function: alpha-glucosidase activity; carbohydrate binding. The transcript has 20 exons. The coding region runs from base 3 to 2786 and encodes 927 amino acids. Gene Ontology annotation, biological process: N-glycan processing; carbohydrate metabolic process. The record is from RefSeq and is a predicted model, not a curated record. Lineage: Eukaryota; Metazoa; Arthropoda; Insecta; Lepidoptera; Nymphalidae.
GCAUGAAGACGAUCAGUCUUCUUCUGAUAUUAGCGGUCAGUGGGAUUUUGGGUGUCGAUAAAAAUAACUUUAAGACAUGUGAACAGUCAGGCUUUUGUAAGCGGCUACGGUCGUUUAAGCCGGAGAAAUCUCAGUAUUCUUUGAACCUAGACACCGUUAUUAUCCACGGUAAUGUACUCGCGGCUGAAGUGGUCACUGUAGACACUGAGAGUGAGAAGGAAAGUGUUCUGUGGCGUUAUGCAUUGAAACUGUCAGCUCUUGCGGAUGGUACAUUCCGAGUGGAGUUAGAUGAAGCCGACCCCUUGUACCCGCGGUACAGGCCUGAAUUGGCAUUAGCCGGAGAGCCUAAAGGAGAUUCAUUAAAACUAGUAUCAAAUGAAAAUGGCAAGCUGACGCUAACCAACUCUCAAGGACACAAGGUGGUCAUCUCAGUGUCACCGCUGAAGUUUGAGUUCCUGGAUCUGAACGGUGAAGUAGCAGUGGUUUUGAAUGAUAACAACCAGCUGAUGGUGGAACCGCUCAGGGUGAGGAGAGAGAGAAUCGGUGAUGACGAUGAAGGGAAUGUGGACCAAUUGGAUGAAGAAGAGGGCGCUUGGAGCGAAAACUUCAAAUCUCAUCAUGACAGCAAGCCUCGAGGAAAUGAAGCUAUCUCUUUGGACAUCUCUUUCCCUGAUGCGGACCAUAUUUAUGGUAUCCCCGAGCACACAGAUAACUUCUACUUGAAAACAACAACAUCCGGCGAACCAUACAGAUUGUACAACUUGGAUGUAUUCGAAUAUGAGUUGGAUAGUAGGAUGGCUAUCUACGGAGCUAUUCCAGUACUGUUCUCUCACGGGCCGAAGCGCAGCGCCGGCGUGUUCUGGCACAACGCGGCGGAGACGUGGGUGGACGUGGUGAACUACGCGGACGGCACCGUCGUGUCGUCGCUCGUCAACCUCGUCACCGGGGGGCACCAGCGCCGCGUCGACGCGAGGUUCAUGAGCGAGGCGGGAGUGCUGGACCUGUUCGUGUUCCUGGGCGCGCGGCCGGCCGACGUGUUCCGCCAGUACACCGAGCUCACCGGCGUCGCGCCGCUGCCUCCCAAAUUCUCACUGGCUUAUCACCAGUCCCGCUGGAACUAUGUGGACGAGGCCGAUGUUCGUUCAGUGGACGACGGGUUCGAUGCUAACGACAUCCCCCUUGACUCUAUAUGGCUGGACAUCGAAUACACCGAUAGAAAGAAGUAUUUUACCUGGGAUGCGGAGAAGUUCCCUCAUCCUGGUGACAUGGUCGCCAAUUUAACAGCCAAGGGUCGGAAACUUAUUGUCAUCAUCGACCCGCACAUCAAGAGGGAAGCCGGAUACUUUGUACACGAGGAUGCCACUGAGCAGGGCUUGUAUGUUAAGGAUAAGGAUGGCAAGGAUUAUGAAGGUUGGUGUUGGCCAGGCUCAUCUUCAUAUCUGGAUUUCUUCAACCCAGCGGUAGUCAAGUACUAUGCAGACCGUUUCAAGUUUGAAAACUUCCCGGGAACAAGCAAGGACGUACAUAUUUGGAAUGACAUGAAUGAACCCAGUGUAUUCAACGGUCCAGAGAUCACAAUGCCAAAAGAUUGUCGCCACUACAAGGCGCCUCAAGACGGACAAGAUGGAAUCGCCGCUUUCUGGGAACACAGACACGUACACAAUGAAAACGGCCUGAGACACAUAAGCGGCACCCACCAGGGUAUGAUCGACAGGAGUGACGGGAAAUACCGUCCCUUCAUACUUACUAGAGCCGUCUUCGCGGGUACUCAGAGAUACGCCGCAGUAUGGACAGGCGACAACGCUGCCGAAUGGGGCUUCCUUCAAGCGUCCGUACCCAUGUGUAUAUCACUUGCCGUCUCCGGAGUUAGUUUCUGUGGCUCAGAUGUCGGAGGCUUCUUCAAGUACCCCGAGGCUGAGCUGAUGACCAGAUGGUAUCAGGCCGGAGCGUACCAGGCGUUCUUCCGCGCGCACUCCCACCUGGAGACCAAGCGCCGCGAGCCGUGGCUGUACGACGCCGCCACCACGGCGCGCCUGCGGGACGCCGUGCGCCGCAGAUACGCGCUGCUCGACUUCUGGUACACGCUGUUCUACGAGCACUCGGUAGACGGGCUGCCGGUGACGCGGCCGCUGUUACAGGAAUAUCCGAAGGAACAAGAAACUUACACCAUCGAUAACGAAUAUUUAUUAGGUGACAAACUGCUUGUGCGUCCGGUGUUAGAGGCCGGCGUGACCAGUGUCAAAGUGUACCUGCCCGGGAAGGAUUCCCAGACCAUUUGGUACGACGUCGACUCGUACCACGCCUUCCCUGCCAACGGGUAUAUGAAUGUAGAAGUCAAUAUCGCUAAGGUGCCAGUGUUCCAGCGCGGUGGUAGCAUUAUACCGCGCAAAGAAAGAGUCCGACGCUCGUCCGCUUUAAUGGCUCACGAUCCUUACACGCUCGUAGUCGCACUGGACAAUCAGGCGAAAGCAGAGGGUACUGUGUACAUAGACGACGGCGAGACUUACGACUACGUUUCAAACAAAUUUAUAUACGCUAAGAUCACACACGAACCCGCCGUCAUGAAAUAUACGUUCGUGAACGAAAACGCCAGCUAUCCGACCCGUUCCUGGGUGGAACGUAUAGUCAUCGCGGGUAUCAAAACACCCCCUAAAUCUGCUAAACUAUCGCAGGGAGGAAAGCAAAUCCCCCUCCAAAUGACACUCCACAGAGGAAACAAUGUACUCGUCAUAAGAAAACCAUCGGCUUCGAUGGCAUCGCCAUGGGAAAUACACUUCACAUAUUAGUGCGAUAAAACACCAUGGGAUGUAUGUUUUGAUUAAUAUUCUUAAAGCUAUUAUAUGAAAACGGUUAUAACUACAUUGAAAUGAGCUUCUGCAGUGAAAUAAGAUAAUGAUGUUAUAGGGAUUUUAUUUGUAAUUUGGAUAAUUUGAACCAAGCGAGAUACCAUUUAAAAGUUAUACACAAACAACCAGUAAUUAGAACCAGUAAUUUAUGAAAAAAUAGAUUGAUUUUUUUCUGUAUAGUUUUUAAAUAUGUAGUUUAAUUUAAUGCUUCUUAUUUUAAUCGCCAUGUGUAACAGUGAAUUGUGUCUACAUUUACCUGUAUACAGAAUAUUAUUUUAUCGCUGUAUGAAUAUCAUUCUAAUUUGUUUAUUAAAAAGUUUUCUUGUUUAAAUAUGUAGUCAAAACAUACAUCUGAAUUUUAAAAACUUUUAAAGUAAGAGUUGUUUACUGUAGGUGAUUUUAAGUUAAAUAUUUCAUAAGUUCAUAUCGUUGAGUGGUGGAUGUCCCUGUUCAUGAAUUUAUCACAGCUGUGUUCGAUAUUUAAUAUUUAUAGAAUAGAACAAAAUAUUUCAACAAUAGCUUGACAAGUCCAAAAGAGAAUUAAAAACUGUCAUACUAACUCAGCCUUGUUUGCUUAGUUUUUUUGAUUAUUUUGAUCGAGUUGUAUCUCUCGGUUGAUGUGUUUAAAUACUAAACCGUUUAAAUGAUUAAUGCUCCUGUGUAAGUAUAUUUAAUAAGUUAAUAACAAACUUAGCUAGUGAAAAACGUAGUUAAUAAAAACUACUUCUCCUUAUAGUGAAAAACUUGGUUUUUAAAUCCUCAGAGGAUAGAAUUUUGUAACUUUGUGUUCAAUUUAUUUUAUAGAUUGAAUUGAUUAUAGUUUAGCAUAGUCACAACUUUGUACCAUCGAAAAUACUUAUUUUUUCUCUCUAAACCAACAAUCUAUAGAACUGAAAUUAAUAAUUAUGUCAACUACCCUCAAACUUACACUUGAGAUUAACAAAGUGUUUGCCGAUAAUAUUAGUAGUUAGUAUUAAUAAAAUACCGUUUCUGAGGACUGUUUAAACAAAUAGUAUAACCAACAAUUUAUAUUUUCGCAGUGUUCAAAAAUAUUGUGUUCUUAAUAAUGAGCAUUAUUUAACAGGAUACUUUUUUGUAUGCAAUAUCACCAAUUUUUUAAUAAAACAUUAAAGAUUGUGUAAUA